UUAAAUUAAGUGAAAAAGUGAAGUUCCAUCUUGUGGAUUAUGGAUUUAUUAGAAGUGAUAAUUAUUUUUUUGGGAAUAAGUUUAGUUCAUGGAAAUCCUCUUAAUAGCGAUGCAUCAAAAUUUCUUUUAGAGGAACCAAAAACAUACAGACUUCCAAAUGACUCAAUUCCUGUAAAUUACGAGAUUAUAAUUACAACAAAUGUCCAUACAGGAGAACUAAACUUUACAGGAAAUGUGAAAAUUCGUUUGAAAAUAAUGGAACCGACCAACAAAAUUACUUUGCAUUCCAGACAAAUUGAUAUUCUGAAAAUUGAUAUUUGGAGUGGAUCUACACCAUUUCCAAUAAGAACAAAUGCACCUAUUAACUUUAUAGAGUCGCAUGACUUUUUAGUCGUAGAUUUACCGAAUAUUUAUGAUCCAUAUACUGAACUUAUUCUUGUUAUCAAUUACAAUGGGAAGAUCCGCGAUGAUGGAACUGGAUUUUAUUAUGGAACCUACACAGAUGAUGAAGGAGUCACAAAGUAUUACGGAGCAACACAAUUCGAAAUUAUUGACGCUAGAUAUGCAUUUCCUUGCUAUGAUGAGCCUGGCAUUCGUGCUGAAAUGACUUUAACAAUUAUUCAUGAUAAAUCUUUAACUGCCAUAUCAAAUACAGACGUUGCGAUUCAGGUAGAAGAUGAGACUGGAAAUUAUUGGGUCACAACAUUUGCCACAACACCAAAAAUGCAGACAUAUCUGCUGGCCUUUGUUAUAUCUGACUUUGAAUACGUCAACCACAUUGGAAGUUCAAGAAUUCCUCAAAAAAUUUAUGGACCACCAAACAUGGUUAAAAAUGGUCAAAUAAGCUAUGCUGCUGUCUAUGUUGGUCCAAUAUUGAAAUCACUUGAAACAGUUUUAGGGAUUGAAAUGCCACUGAUCAAAAUGGAUCAUGUUGGACUGUCAAAAUUCAAUUAUGAAGGAAUGGAAAAUUUUGGAUUAAUAAAUUAUUGUGAGAAGUGUUUAAUGAUUCCAGAAAACAUGACUAAGAGUGAAGCAUAUAAAAAACAGAAUUACAUCUUAAAUCUGAUAUCUCAUGAAUAUGCACAUCAAUGGUUCGGGAAUCUAGUGUCUCCAAAAUGGUGGCAGUAUGUAUGGCUGAAUGAAGGAAUGGCUACACUUUUUGAGAACUACAUUCCACAUCAACUAGAACCUGAUAGAAGACUCAUGAGAAAUUUUUUCACAAAAACAAUGCCAACAGCAUUCAGGAACGAUGAGAUGGGAUCGUGGGCUAUGAAUCUUUAUAAGGAACAUCCAAAUGAUUUGCAAGGGAAAUUUGGAGGAAUUGGAUAUCAAAAGUCAGCAUGUGUGCUGAGAAUGUUUAUGGAAGUUAUGACUGAGAAUGUGUUCCUGAAUGGAUUGAACCGUUACUUAAUAAAAAAUAAGUUCAAUGCAGCUACACCAAGAGAACUUCACAUUGGACUGCAAGAAGCUUACAAUUCAUCAUUCCCUGGAAAUACGUUAAAUAUUGGUGAAGUCAUGUACACAUGGGAGAAUCAGCCUGGAUAUCCAUUAAUAUCAGUCAGCUUAUCCGGAAAAAGCUUGAUAUUUUCACAACGCAGAUAUCCAGAAAGUGACGAUGAAAUUUAUUCAGUUCCAAUAACAUUAGCAACAGCAACAAAUCCAGACUUUUCUGAUAGAACUCCAAAAAUUUGGCUGCACAGUGAAGCAAUGCAAGUUUCUCGAUCAACACUGAGCUAUAGCUCAAAUGACUGGAUUGUCGUAAAUAUUAAUCAAGUGGGUUAUUAUCGUGUUGACUACGACACAACUUUAUGGCGUGCAAAUAUUGAACAAUUAAAUGACAAUCAUGAAGUCAUAAAUCCACUUAACCGUGCUUUAUUGCAAGAUGAAUUCUAUUUGGCAUGGACUGAAUUUGAUAGAGUUGAGGGAGUCGAUGGAUUAGGUAUAAUAAGCUAUUUUGAUAAGGAAACAGAGUAUCUUGCAUGGGAAAGAGCACAGAAAACUUUGAAUGGCCUUAAUGAACAUCUUUUUGGAACUGAAGUUUAUGAGAAGUUCUUGGAAAUGAUUGAAGGACUUACUAAGACUCAUUUGAUUAACUUGACAUUUGAGUCUACUGAUGGUGAAAGUCUAGAAGAUGAAUUUCUAAGAUUUUAUACAAAGAAAUGGAACUGCCUGGCUAAUGAUGGUGACUGUCUUGUAGCUGAAUAUCAAAAAUUGGAUGCGUACUAUAAAGGUGCAGGACCUGUUAACUUCAACUUCUGUUAUGCAUUGAGAUUAGCUGGAGAUGAUAUUUAUCCAGAAAUCUUCAAUAAAGUCAUAAAUGAUAGGAACUUUGAAGAACGUUUGAAUUAUCUAAAGCAUCUCGGUUGUUCCAUAUAUCCUGACAACUUGAAUAAAAUAUUUGAAGCUGUGUUGGAUACUCAAAAUAUUUUGACUAAUGAUGAGAGAGAAUUUAUGCUGUAUGGAAUCUAUAAUAAUUCUAAACUUGGUCUAGAAAUGACGUUGGAUUUCAUUAAUGAAAAUUAUUUGACACUUAAUUCAUUAAUUGACUUAUAUGAGACCAUGUACAAUAUCGCAGGAUAUGUCAAUUCAAACUCCACAAUACCAUACUUUUUACAAUUCGUCAAUAAACUGGAAUCAGAACAACUAAUUACAAAUGACAACUCCGAUACAAUAUCAUCAAGAAUCGCAUCUAAUAAGAAAUGGAAUGACAAAAAUUACGCAGAAAUUUUAAUUUUCUUUAGAACCGAAGAUACAACGACAGCUAUUUCAACUGAGCCAUCUAUAGGGACAGAAUCAACUACAACUGAGUCGAUAUCAAGCCCAAUAUCGACUGAACCAUUCACUGAAUCAAAAUCGACUACGACUGAAUCGAUAUCAAGUCCAAUAUCGACUGAGCCACAGUCAAGUUCGUCAUCUACAAAAAGUGAUUCAACAACAACGCAAUCAACUUUGUCUUCAACUCAUUCAACUACAAAAUCUGAGUCUACAACAUCAGUAUCUAGAACUACGUCACAAUCAAUUACGUCAACAAAUUCAGUGACUCAGCCAUCGACAACAGCAGAAUCAACGGGAAAAGUAGAGGAUUCAACAACAACAUCAACUCAGCGUCCAACCGAACCAUCAACAACUCCAGGAAAUGGAAAUACAGCUUUCAAAUCAAUUAGCUUAGUUUUGUUUUGUGCUUUGUUAAGUUUAUUGAAACUUUUGUAAACUUUAUGAUAAUGACUUUGGAAUAAAAAUGAGGUUCACGUCCAUGAACCGCUAAUCUUAAAGAACUUGAUUCAUUUUCAUGAG
This is a messenger RNA of Chironomus riparius, 3294 nucleotides long. The record is from the annotation of a GenBank genome assembly. Lineage: Eukaryota; Metazoa; Arthropoda; Insecta; Diptera; Chironomidae.